AUGACACAGUCCCCAACCCAGGACUCGGCCAUCCUCUACCACAAUGCAGAAAACACAAUCUUUCUCAUCGACACGCCCCAUUCCAUAGCCCUCGCGCAGGAAUCAGCAUCGCGCAAACGGGACGCAAGUCGUCCCCAACCAAAUGUUUCUUCCACGCUCUCAAAGGGAAAAUCCAAAAAUAGAAGAAGAUUGCUGUUGUCUGCGCCACCAGUAGAAACCCCCUUCCCAUCAACGGAACCAAAAUCCCAUGCUGCGCGUGCAAAAGUGCUCGAGAGGAUUCCAGCGAGUGAGCUGCGCUUUCAUGGGGAAUUUAUAAAGCCGCUUGUUGAAUCUGCUUUGGAAGUUUUAAGAAGUGGAUAUCGGUCUCGUGGUGAUGGGCGGUGGUGUCUUCCCAGACGGGUUUGUGAUGAUGAAUCGCGGCGGCAAGUGGAAGUAUCGAAGCGGGAUGUUGGGAGGAAGGGUAAUUCUGUGAGGAAGAGGCGGAAUGAGCAUAUCACUGCGGAUGAGCCUGACUUCCAGGAUAUCAAGGGCCAAGAGUCUUUGCUGGCUAUGCCAAUGCCACCUGUGAUUCUAUCUUCUACGGGGGUUACUUCUUUCGAAUCACUCUCCGAUUUGGAGGGGAGUAUUGUGAAGAAUGUUUCUUCGGAGAGUGCCAUUCUUGCAAUACGUCCCCGUCCCUUUUCCUGUUCCUCGCCUGGCGAUGAUAUUCAUAUAUACACCGAAUAUAUCAUCCCUCCACAAGCAAAUUUCAUCCUCUGCACUCUGCCCCUCUCACAACCAGAACCCACCCCGUUCAACUCCACCCCAGAAACUGAAAUCACCACACUCAAAAAUCCAAUCCCCGCACUCCCACCCACCCAAAAAUUCAACCUUCUCCUCUUCGAUCCCCCCUGGCCAAACCGCUCUGUUAAACGGAGUGGUCACUACCAGGUGCAUCAUUACUCGGAGAUGGACCUUUUGACACAGAAAUUACGCGAUAUACUGCAUGUGCAUUCUUUUCACAUCACCCCUCCCCGUGAAUCUAAGAAAUAUUCCGCUGGAGUAUCCAGAUCUGGAUCUGGUUUCCCAGAGACUUGUGGUGCAAGUCGUGCAUCGUUGGCAGCUAUGUGGAUAACAAACGCCGAAAAAGCUCGCCGCGCUGCUUAUGAGUCCCUAAGCAGUACCGGUUUCCGGGUCAUUGAGGAGUGGAUUUGGGUUAAGACUACGAUUGAUGGGAGGGCUAUUAGUGCGGUCAAUGGGCUUUGGAGGAAGCCGUAUGAGAUUUUGGUUAUUGGGCGGGCUGACCAGGAUGGAAGGACUGUAGACUCGGCCGCUAUGGCUAUGGCUAUGGAUAUGGAUAUGAAGGAUUUGUUGGGUAUUGAUCCGGCUGGUGUAAAGAGACGAGUCAUUGCUGCAGUGCCGGAUUUGCACUCGCGGAAACCGAAUUUGAAGGAGGUUUUUGAGCGGGUUUUCUUCACAGGUGAGAAUCCCGAGUCUGAUGGAGUGAAUGCUGGGAUACAGUCGUACUCUGCGCUUGAAGUGUUUGCGAGGAAUUUGACUGCUGGUUGGUGGGCUUGUGGGAAUGAAGUUCUCAAGUUUAAUGCGCGGGAGUGUUGGGUUGAUGAUUGCGAUACAUAA
Messenger RNA from Penicillium subrubescens, 1617 nucleotides. Its product is annotated as MT-A70 family. The record is from RefSeq and is a predicted model, not a curated record. The coding region runs from base 1 to 1617 and encodes 538 amino acids. NCBI's taxonomy places the organism in Eukaryota, Fungi, Ascomycota, Eurotiomycetes, Eurotiales, Aspergillaceae. The transcript has a single exon. Gene Ontology annotation, molecular function: methyltransferase activity; nucleic acid binding. Gene Ontology annotation, cellular component: RNA N6-methyladenosine methyltransferase complex; nucleus.